AUGCCACUGGGGCAGGAUGGACCCAGCUGGAAGAAGAGGACCGAGGACAUUCGUCGCAUCUACGACUUCCGAGAGGUCCUGGGCACGGGGGCCUUCUCUGAGGUGGUCCUGGCAGAGGAGAAAGCAACACGGAAAUUGGUGGCCAUCAAAUGCAUUGCCAAGGCGGCGCUGGAGGGGAAGGAGACCAGCAUUGAGAACGAGAUCGCUGUCCUACACAAAAUCAAGCACCCCAACAUUGUGGCCUUGGAUGACAUUUACGAGAGCAGCACCCACCUCUACCUCAUCAUGCAGCUGGUGUCAGGGGGGGAGCUCUUUGACCGCAUCGUGGAGAAAGGCUUUUACACCGAGCGGGAUGCCAGCACCCUGAUCCGGCAGAUCCUCGAUGCUGUCAAGUACCUGCAUGACAUGGGGAUCGUCCACCGUGACCUGAAGCCCGAGAACCUGCUCUAUUACAGCCUGGACGAGGACUCCAAGAUCAUGAUCAGUGACUUUGGGUUGUCAAAGAUUGAGGGCUGUGGCAGCGUCAUGUCCACAGCCUGCGGCACCCCUGGCUACGUGGCCCCAGAAGUGCUGGCACAGAAGCCCUACAGCAAGGCAGUGGAUUGCUGGUCCAUUGGGGUCAUCGCCUACAUCCUGCUCUGUGGUUACCCCCCUUUCUAUGACGAGAACGAUGCCAAGCUCUUUGAGCAGAUCCUGCGGGCUGAGUAUGAGUUUGACUCACCCUACUGGGAUGACAUCUCGGACUCAGCCAAGGACUUCAUCCAGCACCUGAUGGAGAAGGACCCCAGCAAGCGCUUCACCUGUGAGCAAGCCCUGCAGCAUCCCUGGAUUGCUGGGGACACGGCUCUGGACAAGAACAUCCACCAAUCAGUGAGUGAGCAGAUCAAAAAGAACUUUGCAAAGAGCAAAUGGAAGCAAGCCUUCAAUGCCACGGCGGUGGUGAGACACAUGCGGAAGCUGCAGCUGGGAACCAGCCAGGAGGGCCCUGGGCAGACAACUCCCACCAGCCCCUGUGAGAGGCUGGUGGGGGGCACCAGCAACGGGUCGGACUGCAGACGCUCCCCCACAAGUAGAGUGCAGCGCCUCUCACCAGACUGAGCACAGCCCCACAUGGCCACAGCUUGGGAGUGCUGGGGAAGGGGCCAGGGGUCCCAGCCCUGCUGUGGGCACAGCAUGGG
Indicator indicator is the source of this 1178-nucleotide messenger RNA. RefSeq names its product calcium/calmodulin dependent protein kinase I (gene CAMK1). Gene Ontology annotation, cellular component: intracellular anatomical structure. Lineage: Eukaryota; Metazoa; Chordata; Aves; Piciformes; Indicatoridae. Bases 1 to 1098 code for a protein of 365 amino acids. Gene Ontology annotation, biological process: peptidyl-serine phosphorylation. The transcript is spliced from 11 exons. Gene Ontology annotation, molecular function: calmodulin binding; ATP binding; calcium/calmodulin-dependent protein kinase activity. The record is from RefSeq and is a predicted model, not a curated record.